AUGGCUGAACAAUUGAUCCUUAAGGGUACCCUCGAAGGCCACAAUGGCUGGGUCACCAGCUUGGCUACCUCCAUGGAGAACCCCAACAUGCUUCUCUCUGCCUCCCGAGACAAGACUUUGAUCAUCUGGAACUUGACCCGCGACGAGACCCAGUACGGUUACCCCAAGCGAUCUCUCCACGGUCACUCUCACAUCGUUUCCGACUGUGUUAUCUCCUCUGAUGGUGCCUACGCCUUGUCUGCCUCUUGGGACAAGACCCUCCGCCUCUGGGAGCUUGCCACCGGCACUACCACUCGCCGCUUCGUUGGCCACACCAACGAUGUCCUCUCCGUCUCCUUCUCCGCCGACAACCGUCAGAUCGUCUCUGGCUCCCGCGACCGCUCCAUCAAGCUCUGGAACACUCUCGGUGACUGCAAGUACACCAUCACUGACAAGGGUCACACCGAGUGGGUUUCUUGCGUCCGCUUCAGCCCCAACCCCCAGAACCCCGUCAUUGUUUCCAGCGGUUGGGACAAGCUUGUCAAGGUUUGGGAGCUCUCCAGCUGCAAGCUGCAGACUGACCACAUUGGCCACACUGGUUACAUCAACACCGUCACGAUCUCCCCCGACGGCUCUCUCUGCGCUUCUGGUGGCAAGGACGGUACUACCAUGCUCUGGGAUCUCAACGAGUCCAAGCACUUGUACUCUCUCAACGCCAACGACGAGAUCCACGCUCUUGUCUUCUCCCCCAACCGCUACUGGCUCUGCGCUGCUACUGCCAGCAGCAUCAUUAUCUUCGAUCUCGAGAAGAAGAGCAAGGUUGAUGAGCUCAAGCCCGAGUUCACCUCCGUCGGCAAGAAGAGCCGCGAGCCUGAGUGUGUCAGCUUGGCCUGGUCUGCUGAUGGCCAGACUCUCUUCGCUGGUUACACCGACAACAUCAUCCGAGCCUGGGGUGUCAUGUCGAGGGCGUAA
This is a messenger RNA of [Torrubiella] hemipterigena, 951 nucleotides long. NCBI's taxonomy places the organism in Eukaryota, Fungi, Ascomycota, Sordariomycetes, Hypocreales, Clavicipitaceae. The record is from the annotation of a GenBank genome assembly.